UUAUUCAAAGUCUGCUCUAAAUUCCCAUUUUAUAGGCUAUGGAGAUAACCCGCCGAAGACACGCACCGGUCAGGCAUUCACAAUGGUUUACGCAUUCAUAGGCAUACCAUUACUUCUGAUGGUUUUGGCAGAUAUGGGCAGUAUAUUCACGCGAGGCAUCAAAUUUGUCUUCAAAUAUAUUCGACGACUUUAUUACACAAAAAGUCUGCGAAGAGUGAGAAGAGUUGGCAGAAGUGUGGGAAAUAUGGGCCGUAGGGCUACUCUCCAUAACAUUAAGUAUAUGGACACAGCGGUCGGUGCCAUCAAUCGAGGCAUCGCUUACAUACCAUAUGUUCCCAAAUCGUCGAAAGAUAAUAAUGAAAAACAAAACGACAAGAGUAUCGGCCUUUCAAAGAGUCCGGCCGUUGUCUUCAAGAAUCCCGGAAAGAAAGGUCCGUUUAUUGUACGAACAGAUCCGACACCACCGCAAACGGCCACCGCAUCGACGCCACCCGUCACACCACUUCCCGAAGACUUCCUCGACAUUGACGAC
Messenger RNA from Medioppia subpectinata, 532 nucleotides. Lineage: Eukaryota; Metazoa; Arthropoda; Arachnida; Sarcoptiformes; Oppiidae. The record is from the annotation of a GenBank genome assembly.